Molecule: messenger RNA, 294 nt
Organism: Nezara viridula (southern green stink bug)
Lineage: Eukaryota; Metazoa; Arthropoda; Insecta; Hemiptera; Pentatomidae
Source: the annotation of a GenBank genome assembly
AUGUUAAAUCCGUCCCCGGCGGCGAUCUUCUUUGAUGUUAAUUUAGAAGCCGACGAGAAGGUUGCUAGGAGAGGACCGGUGCUCGCUGCUCCUCCAUCCAUCUGGAAUGGCCACUUGCAAUCCUCGAUGGUAAUGAGCCUUCGAGGGACUGGAUCUACCUUCUCUAUUAGCAGUCUCUAUGUCUUCUAUCUCGCCCCGAAGGAGUCCUUGCACGAGGAAGGCUCAUCCUACAUCCCUUAUGUAGCGUGUAGCUAUCACUCUAAGAAUGUUGUGCUGAAUGGGAUAAUCUGCUAA